AUGAGACCCGUUAUAGCGGUUCCAGCUACUGCUGCGCUCGUAUACAGAGCGUACUCGCGAAAGUCACUGACCCCAAUCGGACUUCUUGCAGCGUUCGCGACAGCAGGUGUACACGCGUUACAUCCGUGGAGUGUAUUCUUUGCUCUUCUUGCAGUCUUCUUCUUGGCUGGCAGUACCGUAACGAAGGUCAAGCAUGAUAUCAAAGCGAAAUUGACACAGUCAGCGACAGGUGCAUCUGGUGGAGAAGGCACUCGCAACCAUGUUCAAGUUAUUGCGAACUCCGGCGUAGCCUCGGUGCUAAUAUUGCUGCACCUCUGGCAGCUAAGGAAAGAAGGGAGAUAUGGUGACCAGGGUCUAUGUUGGCAUAGAGGCAGCGACGCGCUGGUGAUAGGUAUCGUAGCUAACUACGCCGCAGUCGCCGCAGACACUUUCUCCUCUGAACUCGGUAUCCUAUCAAAAUCGAAGCCACGUCUUAUAACAGCUCCGUGGCGCAUCGUUCCGCCUGGUACAAAUGGAGGGGUGACAGCGACUGGACUUGGUGCUGGGCUGCUCGGAGCUUUCAUACUCUCAGCCACAUCUACACUCCUUGUGCCCUUCUGCAAAGACUGGAGCUUCUCGCAGAAGACUGCAUAUACACUUGCUUUGACAGCUGCCGGUUUUGGUGGAACACUUCUCGACUCGCUCCUCGGUGCUCUUGUCCAAGCUAGCGUCAUCGACGUGCAUUCAGGCAAGGUUGUAGAAGGUGAGGGAGGCAGACGAGUUCUUGUACGCAGCAGUAACCCGCUCCACCUCUCGAAAGUGGGUCAGAUACAAGGUAAAGUCAGCAGUCGUUCGGAAGGCUUGAAUGGCACCGCGAAGACAAGCGGCGUGGACACUGCAGCGUCGGUCAAGGCAUCGGGGACAAUGCUGAAGGCUGGAGCGAGCGGCAAUGCAGUCGUGGACCCGCAGCAUGAGAGUCGGAAAAUCGAGGUUGGGAGCGAUCUGCUAGACAAUAAUGCUGUCAACAUCCUCAUGGCGGCUAUGUCUCUCCGCUUCGUCCCUAACAAGGCGCACCCCACGCAAACCGCUCUCGAGACUUCGGCACCCUCUGCUCCCGGUGUCCACGACACGCUGCGAUCUCGCCUCGCCCAGACUUCCAUAGCACCUACCGCAUCGUCGUCGUCGACAGCACCCGUCGCUCUUCAGUCUGCCCACCCACUCGAGGCUCGUCUUACCCAAUGGCGAGACACCCAAGAUCGCCUGAAGAUGGAAAUGCUGAGGCGACAGUUUGGCAUUGCAGAGCCAGUGCGUAGGGGUAUGGAGCUCAAGAUCGCUGAGGCAGGCGAGUGGAGGCCGGCAACCCUGGGCGGAAGCAGUGGCGUUCACCGGGACAUUCUGCAGGGACGAGAUUGUGAAAUUGGCUGGGAGGAUGUGUUCACAGGCAGCGAGCUACGUGAGGUGCCAGACUUCCACACGGAGAUUGAGCACAAGAUGAAGAUGAACUGGUAG
Molecule: messenger RNA, 1488 nt
Organism: Alternaria alternata
Lineage: Eukaryota; Fungi; Ascomycota; Dothideomycetes; Pleosporales; Pleosporaceae
Product: UMP1-domain-containing protein
Exons: 4
Coding region: 1-1488 (495 amino acids)
Biological process (GO): proteasome assembly
Cellular component (GO): membrane
Source: RefSeq, a predicted model, not a curated record